GCAGGGGCGGGGGCCAGUGUGGUGACACACGCUGUCUCCCCAGCUGGCUGGCUCGCUCUCUCCUGGGGACACGGAGGUCGGCAGGCAGCACACAGAGGGACCUACGGGCAGCUCCCCACAUUUCUAACUCUUUCUGCCUCCUUGUCUCGAAGCUGUUCCUUCCCCUGACUCAAGAAUCCCCGGAGGCCCGGAGGCCUGCAGCAGGAGCGGCCAUGAAGAAGCUGAUGGUGGUGCUGAGUCUGAUUGCUGCAGCCUGGGCAGAGGAGCAGAAUAAGUUGGUGCAUGGCGGACCCUGCGACAAGACAUCUCACCCCUACCAAGCUGCCCUCUACACCUCGGGCCACUUGCUCUGUGGCGGGGUCCUUAUCCACCCACUGUGGGUCCUCACAGCUGCCCACUGCAAAAAACCGAAUCUUCAGGUCUUCCUGGGGAAGCAUAACCUUCGGCAAAGGGAGAGUUCCCAGGAGCAGAGUUCUGUUGUCCGGGCUGUGAUCCACCCUGGCUAUGAUGCCGCCACCCAUGACCAAGACAUCAUGCUGUUGCGCCUGGCACGCCCAGCCAAACUCUCUGAACUCAUCCAGCCCCUUCCCCUGGAGAGGGACUGCUCAGCCAACACCACCAGCUGCCACAUCCUGGGCUGGGGCAAGACAGCAGAUGGUGAUUUCCCUGACACCAUCCAGUGUGCAUACAUCCACCUGGUGCCCCGUGAGGACUGUGAGCAUGCCUACCCCGGCCAGAUCACCCAGAACAUGUUGUGUGCCGGGGAUGAGAAGUACGGGAAGGAUUCCUGCCAGGGUGAUUCUGGGGGUCCGCUGGUAUGUGGAGACCACCUCCGAGGCCUCGUGUCAUGGGGUAACAUCCCCUGUGGAUCAAAGGAGAAGCCAGGAGUCUAUACCAACGUCUGCAGAUACACGAACUGGAUCCAAAAAACCAUUCAGGCCAAGUGACCCUGACAUGUGACAUCCACCUCCCGACCUACCACCCCACUGGCUGGUUCCAGAACGUCUCUCACCUAGACCUUGCCUCCCCUCCCUUCCUGCCCAGCUCUGACCCUGAUGCUUAAUAAACGCAGCGACGUGAGGGCCCUGAA
Messenger RNA from Symphalangus syndactylus (siamang), 1090 nucleotides. It is a transcript of the gene KLK6, whose product is annotated as kallikrein related peptidase 6. NCBI's taxonomy places the organism in Eukaryota, Metazoa, Chordata, Mammalia, Primates, Hylobatidae. Gene Ontology annotation, cellular component: secretory granule. Gene Ontology annotation, molecular function: serine-type endopeptidase activity. Gene Ontology annotation, biological process: proteolysis. The record is from RefSeq and is a predicted model, not a curated record.